ACAAUUAUAAGUGAUCCUUGAACAGUGUGAUGGAAAAGAAGGCACCGAGUAGCGAAGGCGCCGAUUAUCGACGACCAAUGAAAUCUCGUGUAUGACGAACGUCUGAUGUUAUCGGAUGACAGUCUCGUAUCUCGCAAACACCGUGCACGUGACAUUGAUUCUCUGGAAAAAAGAAAUCGAAUAACGAAAAAAAGGAAAACAUCAAUAUAAGGACAAAGGGUUUUCAGCAAACGACACAGAGGACACAGUGAAAAAAGCGGGCAAAUUUAACGUGUUUACGCUACUGGCAUGCAACAAUCAAUCUAUAUAUGCGACGUCUCGUUCAUCUCUCAACUUAUUUGAGGAUACGUCGAUUCUUUACUUCUUAUUCAUCUCGAUUACUUGUCCUUUGUAAAUCUGCGGUUUAAAUAAGCGGUUUACUAAUUAAUUGAAACGAUACAACACAUGAAGCAGCUCCACGUUUGGAAGUUUGUAAAAGUUGUGCGCGUAUUUUCUCAUGUGUGAAGAAGAAUUGUGAUUAAGAAUAUAAACAUGACAACAGAUUCUGAAGUGCUCCCAGUCUUGGCUGCAGUAGGAACAAUAAUUGUUAUAGGAGUCGCAUUUAAAAUAUAUAAAUCUUGGAGUGAAAAAAGGAAAAAAUCUCCAAUACUACUGGUUGAUCCAGUAGUCAAGUAUAGUUUACCUUUAAUCCAAAAAGAUAUAAUAAGUCAUGAUACAAGAAGGUUUAGAUUCGGAUUACCAACACCGGAUCAUGUUCUGGGUCUACCUAUUGGUCAGCAUGUACAUUUAACAGCAAGAAUCGGAGAAGAGGUUGUGAUACGAUCAUACACACCUGUUUCAAGUGAUGAUGAUCAUGGCUAUGUGGAUCUUGUCAUCAAAGUAUAUUUUAAGAAUGUACAUCCAAAAUUCCCAGAAGGGGGAAAAUUGUCUCAAUAUUUGGAAAACAUGGAAAUAGGAGAUGCCAUUGAUUUUAGAGGUCCAUCUGGUAGACUGAUUUACAAAGGAAAUGGAAAGGUCUCCAUAAAACUUCUUAGGAAAGAACCACCUGUGGAAUAUAAUGUUAAAAAGAUUGUCAUGAUCGCUGGUGGUACAGGCAUUACACCGAUGUUACAGUUAAUCCGUGCGAUAAUAAAGGACCCUACAGACGAAACUCAAACUUCCUUGUUGUUUGCCAAUCAAACUGAGAAAGAUAUCCUGUUACAAGACGAAUUAGACGAUAUCGCCAAAAAAUACCCGAAUAAAUUGAAACUUUGGUACACAUUAGACACAAGUAGCGAAGGAUGGUCUUAUAGCACAGGAUAUAUUAGCGCUGAUAUGAUAGAGAAACAUAUGUUUCCACCAUCAUCAGAUACCAUUGUACUGAUGUGUGGUCCACCUCCGAUGAUCAAUUUUGCUUGCACUCCGAAUCUCGAUAAACUUGGUUAUGAUAGUAAAUUACGAUUCGCAUAUUAAUUGAUUUGUCAUGCAGAUCAUUGUAGAAAACUUACAUCUGGCAAAGAUUUGCUUUGCUUUUAGUACCUCAAUAAAGUCAGGGGUAAGUACGUUUGGCUGAAUGUAUAUAAUCCGCUUUACAUUAAUUAUGAUAGAUAUUGAAUGAUUUGAUGCCAAUCAAAGAUUUAUCUGCUAACUUUCCAUUAAAAUUUAUCUGUGAAGACAACUCAAACAGUAUUGCAUAACUAGUGUAACUAAGCGUUAAAAAUAUAUCAAAAUGUAACUAUGCUAUAUAAGGAGGGAAAAGAUGUCUCCUUAUAAUUUUAGAAAAAAAAAUAUCAAAAACUUUUUAUUUUUUUUUUUUUUAUUCACAAAAGUGGCAAACGAAAUCCGAUUUUAAAGAUACGAUUUUAAAACAGUGAAAAAUUAAAUUUAC
This is a messenger RNA of Camponotus floridanus (Florida carpenter ant), 1867 nucleotides long. RefSeq names its product NADH-cytochrome b5 reductase 2. Gene Ontology annotation, molecular function: FAD binding; oxidoreductase activity. The transcript has 5 exons. The coding region runs from base 532 to 1452 and encodes 306 amino acids. The record is from RefSeq and is a predicted model, not a curated record. Lineage: Eukaryota; Metazoa; Arthropoda; Insecta; Hymenoptera; Formicidae. Gene Ontology annotation, cellular component: mitochondrion.